Messenger RNA from Theileria orientalis strain Shintoku, 639 nucleotides. RefSeq names its product small GTPase. Gene Ontology annotation, biological process: exocytosis. The record is from RefSeq and is a predicted model, not a curated record. Gene Ontology annotation, molecular function: GTPase activity; GTP binding. NCBI's taxonomy places the organism in Eukaryota, Apicomplexa, Aconoidasida, Piroplasmida, Theileriidae. Gene Ontology annotation, cellular component: recycling endosome. The transcript has a single exon. The coding region runs from base 1 to 639 and encodes 212 amino acids.
AUGGCGCUUGAACACAACUACGAUUAUUUAUUUAAAAUAGUGCUCAUCGGAGAUUCUAACGUAGGAAAAUCAAACCUGUUGGACCGCUUUGUAAAAGGAAACUUUAAGCUGGACUCCAAAAGUACAAUAGGAGUGGAGUUUGCAACGAAAAACGUGACGCUGAAGAACGGCAAAACAGCAAAGGCACAAAUAUGGGACACAGCAGGACAGGAGCGUUACAGAGCAAUAACAUCAGCAUACUACAGAGGAGCAAGAGGAGCAAUAGUUGUAUACGAUAUAGCAUCAAAGCAGUCAUUUUACAACGUCUCACGCUGGCUAACAGAGCUUAACGAGUAUGGAGACCCAAACAUGAUCAUUGCACUGGUGGGAAACAAAAGCGACCUGACGCACCUGAGAGAAGUGUCCUCAGAGGACGGAGAAAGGUACGCACACAGCAACAACCUGAUGUUCUUUGAAACGUCUUGCCUGAACAACGAAAACAUAGAUACAGCAUUCACGGAGCUGCUCAGCUCAAUUUGCGAAAACCACGAAAAGUUCGGAGACACGGCACACGGAGAGCAGACAAACCAAAUACCGAAAGCAGUAGUGUCACUGUCAAAGCAGAAAAAGCUAAAGAAGAAGCUAGCAAAGUGUUGCUGA